AGAGAGAGAGAGAGAAAGAGAGAGGAGGAGGAGAGAGAGAGAGAGAGAGAGAGAGAGAGAAAGUGAGGAGAGAUCUCAGCGGGUGAAAGAGGGACAUUAUCUUCCUCUCCCUUCUUCAUCCGUCCGUCCGUCCAGAAGAAAAACAGUUAAAGACAGAAGGAGUACACGCGCUGCUGAAUAUCAUUCUGCAUCAAUUAAACCAGCCUUUAAUGCACGCGCGCUCUUAAUUGCCACCUGGUGAAGCGCGCGCUGAGACGCACUUCUAGCACUUCUAUUAAAAAAGGCUUUCGCGUGCAGAACCAAAACGUUUCUCUGACUUCAGGUGAAGAAGUGGGAGCCAAGAGGGGAAUUAUCGGCCGCCCAAUAAUCGAUAGCUUCUAAAGGUGAUGGAUCGAUGGAGUCCAGUGCUCCAGACAUGGCUGCUGUUGCUUCUCGUCUCGGUGUUUUACACCUCCAGGGCAGCCGAUCCUAUCGAUGUCCUGAAGGUCCUGGAGCUGUCGGAGGACAUGGAGGGCGUGUCGUUGGAGUCGGGACUGUGCACCAGCAGGCAGGGACGAGAGGAGACGGACCUCUCCUUUAAGAUCGACAAGAAGAUUCAACUGAGCGCGCCCACAAAUCAACUCUUCCCUGAUUCACCAUUCCCUACGAACUUCUCAGUGAUGACAACAGUCAGAGCGGUGAAAGGCUCACAGGUCUUUCUCCUCUCCCUGUACGACCCGCAGGGCACACAGCAGCUGGGCGUGGAGGUUGGCCGUUCUCCUGUCUUCCUGUAUGAGAACCACGAGGGUCAGCCCCCUCCAGAACUUUACCCCACCUUUAGAAAGAUCAACCUGGCUGAUGGCAAGUGGCACAGAGUAGCCUACGGUGUGGAGGGCGAGUCGGUGACUCUCUACCUGGACUGUGUCAAAGUGGACACCCUGGAUCUGCUCAGAGGUCACGACCCCCACGUCAGCACUGAGGGGGUCACUGUGUUUGGAACACGACUGCUGGACGAAGACGUGUUUGAGGGAGACAUCCAGCAGCUGCUGAUCGUCGAUGACCCCGGAGCUGCAGAGAGGUACUGUCGGGACUACAUCCCAGACUGCGACGCACCUUUACCCUACAACAGCAUAUUAGCAGAGGCCGUGGAGGUGGAGAGAGUACCUAAGAAACACGUGGUGGAGGAGUUUGAGGAGUUUGACUACAGUGACCUCUAUGAAGACUUCUCUGUUUCCUCGGUGACAGCAGGCCCUAAUGUCACCGAGUACGAGAUCGUAGAGUACGAAGACUAUGACAACACAUCAGAUUUCUACCAUGUGAACGAGUAUGAAUACGAGGAAGAAUACGAUGAGCGUUACGGACCGGCCGAGAGGGAAGGGGAGUUAUCUCUUAACGCACAGGAUAUACCAGAGAAAGGAGACAAAGGAGAGCCGGGCAUUUUGGGAGCGGGAACGCAGAUUACAGGACCAUACGGGCUGCCAGGACCUGAGGGAGAGGCCGGGCCUUCUGGAAUCACAGGACCAGUAGGACCUCGAGGAGACCCCGGGGAGCUGGGCCCUCAAGGGCGGCCAGGCCUUAACGGAGCUGAUGGGAUACCAGGUCCACCAGGAAACAUCAUGCUCAUACCGUUCCAGUCAGGUGGUGGUGGUCCAAAGUCAGGGACUGUGGUUUCUGCACAGGAGGCGCAGGCUCAGGCCAUCCUGCAGCAGACCAAGCUGGCUAUGAAGGGACCUUCAGGGCCGCUCGGCCUCAGGGGAAGACCUGGACCACUGGGUGCACCUGGUCCCUCUGGGCUGAAGGGGACCAGUGGAGAUUCGGGGCCACCGGGUCAGCCAGGAUUGUCAGGUGGCACAGGUCAGAACGGACGAGGCGGGAAAAGGGGUCGAGCGGGUACAGAUGGCGGCCGUGGUGCGAUAGGAGAAUCUGGAACGAAGGGGGAUAGAGGGUUUGACGGCUUACCAGGUCUCCCUGGAAACAAAGGGCAUAAAGGGGACAGGGGUAAACCGGGUCUUCUAGGUCCUUCUGGAGAGCCAGGAGAAAAGGGCUCUGAGGGGCCGUCUGGGCCAAGAGGACAACCAGGUGAUGCUGGUUCCAGAGGUCUGAACGGUCCCAGAGGUCGUGCUGGACCCUCAGGCCAGCCUGGCAUUCGAGGAAUUGACGGGGUUCAAGGUUCAAAGGGAAACUUCGGAACCGUAGGAGACAUCGGAGCACCCGGACAGCAAGGCAACCCUGGCAUUGUGGGUUUUCCUGGUCCUCAGGGGUUAGUAGGACUGCCAGGAGAGAAGGGGCCUCAAGGGAAGAAAGGGAUACAGGGCUUACCUGGAAACGACGGGCCCUCAGGUCACCCCGGAAGAGAAGGUACUCCAGGUGAAAAAGGACUGCCGGGUCCUUCAGGAGUGCAGGGCCCUGUUGGAUACCCUGGACAACGAGGAGUCAAGGGAGCAGAUGGAAUCAGAGGAUUAAAGGGAAGCAAAGGCGAAAAGGGGGAGGAUGGUUUCCCAGGGGCCAAAGGGGAGUUUGGAGUAAAAGGGGACGUCGGAGACAACGGAGCCCUAGGUGGCCGAGGAGAAGACGGGCCUGAGGGGCCCAAAGGACAGAUGGGUCCUCUAGGAGAAGCUGGCUCUUCUGGUACUUCAGGAGAGAAGGGGAAACUGGGAGUUCCUGGGCUGCCAGGAUAUCCAGGGCGACAGGGGCCUAAGGGCUCUGAAGGAUUUCCUGGUGCACUGGGAGCUGCAGGAGACAAGGGGAAGAAAGGUCCUGCAGGACAAGCGGGAGGUGGAGGCCAGAGGGGUCCGAAUGGUGCACGAGGCGGCAGAGGAGCAAGAGGGCCAACAGGGAAAUCAGGAGAAAAGGGCGUCUCCGGACAAGAUGGACCCCAGGGAUCUCCUGGAGAGAGGGGACCUCAAGGGCCGCAAGGGAGGAAUGGAGAGUCAGGACCUAAAGGAUCAAGUGGUCCUGCUGGGAAAGACGGACUUCCAGGUCACCCAGGUCAACGAGGAGAGCCGGGAUUCCAAGGGAAGACGGGGCCUCCAGGACCCUCAGGUGUUGUCGGGCCUCAGGGCAAAUCAGGUGAAUCCGGUCCAACAGGAGACAGAGGUCACCCAGGGGCGCCAGGUGUACCUGGAGAGCAUGGUUUACCUGGGGCUGCUGGGAAGGAAGGUGGAAAGGGUGAUCCAGGUUUACCGGGGACAUUUGGGAAGAACGGUCCUCAAGGACUGAAAGGGUUCAGAGGGAGCAGAGGAGCCCCUGGAAUUAUGGGACCUCCUGGUCUGAAAGGAGGAUCAGGACCCACUGGAUCAUCAGGAGCCAUAGGGUUGACGGGUGAGAGGGGCCCUCCGGGAACAGCAGGUGCUAUCGGACAACCUGGUCGGGGUGGAGCAAUCGGAGGACCUGGACCAAUGGGAGAGAAGGGCGAGCCUGGAGAGAAGGGCCCGUUUGGACCAGCCGGUCAGGAUGGAGACCAGGGACCUGUAGGGAUGCUUGGGGCUACGGGCCCCGCAGGACCUCCAGGAGACGACGGGGAUAAGGGAGAGCAGGGAGAAUCCGGACAGAAAGGCAGCAAAGGAGACAAAGGGGAAGGAGGCCCCCCAGGCCCUACUGGCACUCAAGGUGUAGUUGGUCAGUCAGGACUUCCGGGUGUAGAUGGAGAGCGAGGCCCCCGGGGCCAGCAGGGCAUGUACGGUCCCAAAGGAGACGAGGGACUCCGCGGGUUUAAGGGAUCUAAAGGACCAAUAGGAUUACAGGGUAUGCCCGGCCUGCCAGGAGAGAAGGGUGAGAGCGGACAUGUGGGACUAAUGGGUCCACCUGGUCAACAAGGCCCCUCUGGUCCUCAAGGACCUGUUGGUGGACAGGGUCCGGCUGGUCGACUCGGGAUGAUAGGACAGCCAGGUGUUGUUGGAGAGAAGGGGGAGGAUGGCGAGGCAGGUGACCCCGGAGCAGUUGGUGUUCCAGGAAGACUCGGAGGAAAAGGAGACCAGGGGGAGAAGGGAGAUACGGGCCUUUCAGGAGCAGCUGGUCCUCCAGGAGCCAGGGGCCCCACAGGGGAGGACGGAGCCAAGGGCAACGCUGGUCCUCCAGGUCUCACCGGGGACCUCGGACAGCAGGGAGAGGCUGGACCCAACGGUGUGGAUGGUCUGCCCGGGAGUAAAGGAGACACAGGAGACCCUGGGAAAUCUGGACCACCAGGAGCGGCAGGAGAACCUGGACCAUCUGGACCUCCUGGACGAAGGGGCCACUUGGGAAAAUCAGGAAAGGAAGGAAAGGCGGGCCUGAAAGGAACGAAGGGUGCACCCGGUUUGGAGGGUCCCAUAGGGAAGACGGGGCCUGUAGGUGCCCAAGGACACCCUGGGAAGGCCGGUCCUCAAGGUUUAAGAGGGAUCCCUGGCCCUGGAGGUGAGCAGGGUUUGAAUGGACCACCUGGCCAGACAGGACCCCCAGGUCCCAUGGGUCCACCGGGAUUAGCAGGACUAAAGGGAGACCAUGGCAAGAAGGGAGACAAGGGUCACGGGGGUCUAAUAGGUCUGAUAGGUCCACCGGGAGACAUCGGAGAGAAGGGCGACAGAGGACUGCCAGGAAACCAGGGACUAUCGGGUCCAAAGGGAGAUGAGGGUCAAGUUGGUCCAGUUGGUCCCACCGGCCCCCCUGGCACCACGGGUCUGUCUGGUGCUAUUGGUACAAAGGGCUCUAAAGGAAACCAGGGUCCAAUUGGUCCCAGAGGAGACACUGGGCCUAUAGGACUUCCAGGACCACAAGGGAAGCCAGCAGCUGGCAUGUCCCCUAUGCCAGAGCGAGGACGGAGAAGGAGAACCCACACCUCAGUGGAUGGUGCUGCACUUGAAGAGGAGGAGGAGGAGGAGGCGACGAUAGAUGGAAGAGAGGAGGAGUGGAUGCAGAGGGACCAGGCGGAGCAGGGCGGUUGGAUGAAGGAGAAGGAGGGCCAAGGCAUGGAGGAAGUGUUUGCGUCUCUGUCCUCUAUGAAAGUAGAGGUGGAUGAUCUGCGUAACCCACAAGGGACGUACGACAGCCCCGCCCGCACCUGCAAGGAGCUCUGGCUCCUCCACCCAGAGCUCCCCAACGGCGAGUACUGGAUAGAUCCCAACCAGGGUUGCCAUAGAGACUCCUUCAGGGUGUUUUGUAACUUCACUGCACAGGGAGAGACGUGUCUGCACCCUGACAAGAAGUUCCAGUCGGUGAAGUUAGCAGCCUGGAAAGGGGAGAAGUCCGGCACCUGGUACAGUAAAUUCAGGAAAGGAAAACAGAUUUCCUACACCGGGUCGGACGACAUUCCAGUCCACGUGGUCCAGUUGACCUUCCUGCAGCUGCUGAGCGCUACAGCCAAGCAGACCUUCACCUACCACUGCCUCAACUCCGCCGCCUGGCUGCACGCCACCACCUACAGCCACGAACAGGCACUGCGCUUCAGAGGCGCCAACGGGGAGGAGCUGACACAUGAGAACACGCAUUACAUCAGCGCGCUGUACGACGGGUGUCAGACGCGCUCCGGGCAAGAGAGGACAGUGUUGGAAUUUGACGCUCCGCUUUCCAACACGCUCCCCAUCAUCGACCUGGCCGUGUCUGAUUUUGGGAAGGGGAACCAGAAAUUUGGUUUCCAAGUUGGUCCGGUCUGCUACAACGGUUAACCGAGCCGAGGGAGGUUACAACAGGAGUAAUUUAAUAGGAAAAAGAGCCAUGGACACUUUUUACAUGCAGGGAGAAAACUACAUUCAAGACUUACCUGGUGCCAUAUUUAUACGUUGAUUUACCUACAACAGUGUUCCUUCAUCAUCCUGUUAUACAGACAUUCAUCCUAUUCAUAUUAUACAUUCUCACAACUGACUCGCAUAUUGUGUUUUCAAGUAAAUGUAUUGACUGUCAACCACAUCCUCAGUUAUAUUCAAAUUUUAAUUUUUCUGUCAUUCCCCUUUGAGGGAGUGAGUGGUGCUCUCACUGUUUCAUCCAUGUCUGUUCAUACAUUUAUCGAUCUAUGCACUCAUUUCCCACCUAUACAUAAUCUCCAAACAUGAUCACUGAAUCAUCUUCAAAAAAUUCAAAAACACCAUUUUUCAGCAACAUUCACCCACCAUGUUCCUCUGUGAUAUCAUCAAACCUCAAUUUGCUGUGUUGUUUUUGUUUGUAGUUUUGUUGUUAUAAUUAUCUAUAAUGUGAUGUAUAGGAGUGUAAUUCAUCACGGUGCUAUUAUGUGGCUCCUUGCGGAGUGCAUUUCUUUGUAAAUGGGAACUGGGGCAGUGCAUUUUUUUUAUAUAUAUAUCUAUAUAUAUAUAUAUAUUGUGAAGCUGUGUUUUAUAUUUUUUUCAACAUAACAAACCAAACUGUGGUACAUGAUUGCCUCAAGGUCUUUCUAUGCAUAGUUGUGUGGGGAAGUGACUGAGUAACAUAUUUUAAUAAAAGUACAUAAUGUACAUUUAAAUUAA
This is a messenger RNA of Sebastes umbrosus (honeycomb rockfish), 6410 nucleotides long. RefSeq names its product collagen alpha-1(XI) chain-like. Gene Ontology annotation, molecular function: extracellular matrix structural constituent. Lineage: Eukaryota; Metazoa; Chordata; Actinopteri; Perciformes; Sebastidae. The transcript has 66 exons. Bases 387 to 5618 code for a protein of 1743 amino acids. The record is from RefSeq and is a predicted model, not a curated record.